CUGCGGACUGUCGGGAGCGGACAGCUGCGUCAUCACGCUGCACCACAAUCUGUAUUUAAUAUAAAGUGUUCAAACGGUAAAAAGUAGAAAUGAAGUAAUGUUUCUAAUGUGCGAGUUUAACUGCACUUUCCGGCCGGAAAAAGAAACCACGUUGACUCCUGUGUGCUAACAGUGUUUCCCCGCGUGACGCUGACUCUGACGCAUCCUUGGAACCGUCAACCUUGAUGACGUAGUGAUAAGGAAGUAAACAAAACAAAAACCAAACUAGCUUCAGAUCGCAGUUUUUCUGCUCCAAAAUGUCGAUUUCAAACCCGAGACAGACGUUUCGAAACCCGAUGUUUCCAGCUGUUUAGUCUCCUGAAUAUCACUGACUUCCCCCCCACAGAUGAUCCCCUUCGCCGGGACGAUCCUGGGCGGCUUGCUGCCGGGGGAGAUGGUUCUUAUUCAGGGCUCAGUGCCGUCCAAAGCUGACAGGUUCCAGAUAGAUUUCACGUGUGGCAGCAGCGUGAAGCCGAGGGCCGACGUGGCGUUUCACUUCAACCCGAGGUUCCAGAGGUCCCCGUGUAUCGUCUGCAACACGCUGCAGGGGGAGCGCUGGGGCCACGAGGAGAUCCUGUACCAGAUGCCCUUCGCUGCCGGGUCCGCGUUCGAGCUCAUCGUCCUCGUCCUGAAAGACAAGUUCAAGGUGGCGGUGAACGGAGGUCAUCUGUUAGAGUAUAAACACAGACUGGACCUGGAGCGGGUCGACACUCUGUCCAUAUCUGGAAAGGUCAAAGUUGAAGCUGUCGCCAUCCUCGAGAGCUCUAGUUCAGUCUCUCCUGCAGCCAGUCUGACCAGCACGGACUCAGAGAUGAAUCCAUUAAUGUCCUCUUCAGGCGACUUGAGUGUUCCCUUCAGAGGUGAGCUGGUUAAAGGACUGAGUGUCGGACGCAGCAUCACUGUGAAAGGAGAAACCAAUCAGAAGGCACAGAGUUUCUGUGUGAACCUGCGAGUGUCCGGCAGCAGUGACAUCGCUCUUCAUCUGAACCCUCGUCUGAAGAAAGGGGUCUUCGUCAGAAACUCCUUCCUGUCUGAGUGCUGGGGCCCUGAGGAGAAAAAGCUGGCCUCCUUCCCCUUCACUGCAGGGCAGUACUUUGAGAUGAUCAUCCUGUGUGACUCUCAGCAGUUCAGAGUCGCUGUGAACGGAGUCCACCAGCUGGACUACAGACACAGAGUCCAGGACCUGAGCCGCAUCGCCCAGCUCGAGGUGCUGGGAGAUGUCACACUACUGGACGUCAAGAUCCUUUAACAUACUGGAGCCUUGCUGAUUGUGAAAUAUACAUAUUGCAAUAAUCACGUUCUUAUUACCAAGAGCAGCAGUGUCAGACGCUAACGAAGCUGAAGGUCCAACAAACUUUUCAACAAAUAUUUCUGCAUGCUGCGUUUGAAGGAUUUUGAUCAUUAACACGUUUUUAAAUGUUCAGGAUUGAGAAUGUGAUUUAUUUUUAUUAUGUUUUUUAAUCACAUGAACAUCUCAAACUUUAAAGCUAUAAAUCAGAUGUAAAAUGAAGUUAUUAAAACAGAAAAUGUGUUUAGAGUCUGAACCAAGUUACCAUCCAGAAACAAAUCAGACUGAUCUAGUGUUUGUUCCUGUUAAUGCACUUUAUGAACACAUCAUGUGAGUUUUGGGAUGAUCAUUUGUAACCAGAUCUAAUAAACUAAGCAGGUGAAUCAGGUUAACGUCUUCCGUUGAUCUCCAGUGUCGAUACACUGUAUUUGUGUUAAUGCUGGUACAGGAUGAUUAAUCGUUUAAAAAAGUGAAAGAUACCAAUCAUAAUCUCCUUUUAAAAUCUUCAAAUACCUUAUUUUGUCCAAAAUAUUCAGAAAAAAUUCUUCAGGAACUUCAACCAUCAGUUUUUUUGUAAUAUUUGCUUGAAAAAGUACCAACAAUAAUCAAAAAGUUCAUUUUCUUUAAAUCAAUUCAGAACUAGAAUUACUGUUUUUACUAUUCAGAUCAGAUUUUACAUUUAAAAAAAUAAUAUUGAAAUACAUACCUUCGUUCAUAUGUUCAUUAGAGGUGGGCGGUCUACCAGUUUCCUCACUGUCACCAGUGUUACGUUCUUCCAAUACCGUCAAUACUGCGAUACAUGUUUUAGGAUAUUGAAACUAAUACAUACAUUACUUCCAUAGCGCCGGUUCAUAACAGAAGUUCUCUCAUUGCACUUUUCCUACAGAGCAGGUCUAGACCGAACUCUUUAUAAUAUUAAUUACAGAGACCCAAUUACUUUCAAACAAGCAUACAUAUAUAAAUAUAUACAUGCAUGUUGUACUUUGAUAAGUUAAUGCAUAAUUUCAUACACACAUGCAUACUGUUCUUAUAUAAUUAACUUACUUUUAUAUAUGUAUGUAUAUAUGAAUCAGAUGCAUGCAUGUGUGUAUAUAUACAUAUUGUUACAGGCCCACCAGGUUUCUCGGCGCCCCAGCAGCACUCAAUCACACCAGUCAAUUGUCCGGUCUCGUUCAAGACUAGAAGGACUGCUCUCAAUGACCACGUCUACUAACUUCAACGUAAUUCCACUCCACUGUGGUUUCCCCACUGAAAAACCCGCCAUCAUCUAUGGAUCCGUGACCAUAAUGACCGUAUCUAUUCCACAUCCUCAUAACUAUCCAUUAACCUGUGCUGUACCUCUGCUGUUGUCUCAAUAAAUCAACAUCCGUCUCCA
Molecule: messenger RNA, 2702 nt
Organism: Siniperca chuatsi (mandarin fish)
Lineage: Eukaryota; Metazoa; Chordata; Actinopteri; Centrarchiformes; Sinipercidae
Gene: lgals8a
Product: galectin 8a
Exons: 9
Coding region: 386-1288 (300 amino acids)
Molecular function (GO): carbohydrate binding
Source: RefSeq, a predicted model, not a curated record